UUGUGAAGUAAACGUUGAACACAAGCAGGGCUCAUGUCAGCCAGAGGAGCGCAUGGAUCUGCUGCCUUUACGCACCACUGCCGCCGUGCUCUUGGAUGCUGCACAGUCUGAGGCGGGGAGAUAGAAGCAUCCCGCAAAUCGAGAACCGCGUUAUUUACCAGUAUUACCAGGAGACGCCCACCGGAACCAAGCAGACUGAAGUUAAAGAAUCGUGGGCUUAAGUGUACUUAAGUGUACCGUGCCGGUGAGGACUGCGUUGCUGGCGAUGGAGCGGUGGAUAGGCAGAGUGGCCCUGGUGACCGGAGCCUCUGUGGGCAUUGGAGCGGCUGUGGCCCGGGCGCUGGUCCAGCAAGGCAUGAGGGUGGUGGGCUGUGCCAGGAAUGUCGACAAAAUCGAGAAGCUGGCUGCCGAGUGUCAGAGCGCGGGCUACAGCGGCACACUGAUUCCUUACAAGUGCGACCUGUCCAACGAGGAGGAGAUCCUCUCCAUGUUUUCGGCCAUCAAGACGCUCCACAAGGGCGUGGACGUGUGCAUCAACAAUGCUGGACUAGCCCACAACGAGCCCCUGCUCAGCGGGAAAACAGAAGGCUGGAGGAAUAUGAUCGAUGUGAAUGUUCUGGCCUUGUCUAUCUGCACCCGGGAGGCUUACAAAUCAAUGAAGGAGAGGAACGUGGAUGAUGGGCACAUCAUCAAUAUUAACAGUAUGGGCGGGCAUCGAAUGGUGACAAGUGCUGACAAGCAUUUCUACUGUGCCACCAAAUAUGCGGUGACCGCUCUGACUGAGGGAAUACGCCAAGAACUACGGGAAGCAAACACCCACAUCAGAGCCACCUGUAUAUCUCCCGGGAUUGUUGAGACUGAGUUUGCCUUCCGUCACCACAACAACGAUCCAGAGAAAGCAGCUGCGGUGUACGAGAGCAUGAAAUGCUUGAAAGCAGAAGACAUCGCCGGUGCGGUCACUUUUGUCCUCGGUGCCCCUCCUCAUGUCCAGAUUGGAGAUGUUCAGAUGAGGCCAGUGGAGCAGGUGUCAUAGCAGGCAGACGGCAAGGGAAAGCUGCAGGAGGAGCCCGCCCCAAAAGUCAGCGGCCACGGCGUCUCAUUAGCGACCUCUGCUGGGCGCGGGAGGGAAGGGGGGGCGGGGUUAAUACAUCUACUUACGGCGGUUGCAUGUGGAAAGGGAGGCGAGGAGUCGAGGAGGACCGGAGGUGGCGACGUGAAGGUCGUGGACUUUGUAGAGCAGAGAGAAAAUACUACUGAAUGCAGCCACCAGUUUGUUCAUCUCAGCCGCACACUGAGACCACUCCCACUCCCGGCGUACGGCAGAAGCGCCGCAUCAGGCGGUCCUGCCAUCGAUACGACCUCAGCGGCAGAGGGAGGAGUAUCCUGUUGACUGCACAGUUUCUUUAUUUAAUUUUGUAUUUGUAGGUUCUCUUACAUAUCUCUUUUUGGAACUCAAUGCAUUUCUUGUUGGUAGUCAAUGAUUUGUUUCUAUUAUUCUAAUCAUUUUACCUCCUGAUUAUCGACAGACCUGCUGUCAUAAACAAUAACCAUUCACCAGGGGUGUCCAAACCUUUCCCACCCAGGGUGGCAUGCAGGGAGGGGCCACUUUACACAUGCCUUACGAGGUCAGUAGGUCAUAUAUUCUUUUCUUUACUUACACCACUUAUAUCUCCAGAUCAACUUCUGUCUGUCAAUAAAACGUUUUUAUGACUUCAUUUUAUGUUUUAUUGCCCUUUUUGUCAAAAAAAACAUUUUUUUAAAUCGCAAAAACACAAAAUAUGCAGGAUUUUCCCAAAAUGAGUUUCCAAGUAGGAUAUUUGAUAAGACGUAGUUGGAGCCUUGCAUUGGUCAAUAAUUCAUAACAUCAGUUUUGAUGCGUUACUUUUCCCAAAAGGUUCCCCGCUCAAUAAAGUUACAAUUUACGACGGAGUUUUAGGGCCACAUUGAGAAGAAAAAAAGAACUGAGAAUGAAGUCGUACAUUUCCGAGAAUAGUCUUGAAUUUACAAGAAAAACUUGUAAUAUUACAAGAUUAAAGUUGUCAUUUAAAAAAAAAAAAAAGAAAGAAAAAAGUAGUGAAUUUACAAGAAUAAUGUCGUAAAUGUGCGAGAAUAAGGCUGUAAAUGUACAGCGGAAAAGUUGUGAAUUUACGAGAAUAAAAGUUGUCAUAUUAUGCAAACAAAGUCGUACAUUUACGAGAAAAAAGUUACGAGAAUAAAGUCGUAAAUUUACGAGAAAAAAGUUGUUCCGGGAAUAAAGUUGUAAUAUUACGAGAUUAGUUAUUUACAAGAAAAAACUUGUAAUAUUACAAGAUUAAAGUUGUAAUUUAGGAGAAAAAAAGUAGUGGAUUUACAAGAAUAAAGUCGUAAAUUUACGAGAAAAAAGUUACGAGAAUAAAGUUGUAAAUUUACGAGAAAAAACCCGUAAUAUUACGAGAUUAAAGUCGGAAUUUUAUGAGAAAAAAAGUUGUGAAUUUACGAGAAUAAAGUCAUAAAUUUACAAGAAAAAACUCGUAACAUGACGAGAUUAGUCAGAAUUUUACGAGAAUACAGUCGUAAAUUUACGAGAAAAAACUUUAUAUUAUGAGAAUAAAGUCGUAAAUUUACAAGAAAAAAAUUGUACCGUCACUGUAUGUUCCAGGCAUUGCCUGAGACAGCUAUGAAAAGGGGGGACCUAUGUGAACUUUGGCCUUGGGCAUGGAGUGGGCGGGGCAAGGAAGGCGUAAGUGAGAAGGGCUAGCUAGCCAUGCUAAUCUGUUUGUGCUCAACUGCUCUGUUUUGCUGCCACGUUAUAAAUAAAAGCUUGCCUGCAAGCAAGAUGAAAGUUUCCUUCCUUCCUGAAGAGCUAUGCUCUAUUUUCCCUCUGACACGUAUGACACCUAAUAUUCCCACUUUAUCCUCGUAAAUGUACGACUUUAUUCUGGCAAAUUUAUGACUUUUUAUUUACGUAAAUGUACGACUUUAUUCUAGCAAAUUUAUGACUUUUUAUUUAUGUAAAUUUACGACUUUAUUCUUGUAAAUUAGAGUUUUUAUUCACGUAAAUCUACAACUUUAUUUUCGAAUGCUCAGAUUUUUUUUUUGUCAACGUGUCCUCAAUACUGCAUCGUAAUAAUGAAGUCAUAUCUUCAGAUUUGUUAUUUUUUACUUACACCACGUACAGUACAUCUCAACAUCAACUUCAGAUCUGUCUGUCAAAUAUAAAGUUUUUAUUACUUCUUUAUGUUUUAUUGCCCUUUUUGUCCAAAAAAACAUUGUUUUUUAAUUGCAAUGCUAUAUUUUCCAAAAAUGAGUUUCAAAGCAGAAUAUUUGAUGUGAGGUAAUUAGAUCCUUGCGUACGUCAAUAAUUCAUAACAACACUGAUUUUGAUGCAUUAUUAUCUUGUUGAAUUCCCCCCCACCCCAGGGACCCAAAAAGAACCCACUCAU
Dunckerocampus dactyliophorus (ringed pipefish) is the source of this 3422-nucleotide messenger RNA. It is a transcript of the gene dhrs11a, whose product is annotated as dehydrogenase/reductase 11a. The transcript has 7 exons. The record is from RefSeq and is a predicted model, not a curated record. The coding region runs from base 266 to 1033 and encodes 255 amino acids. NCBI's taxonomy places the organism in Eukaryota, Metazoa, Chordata, Actinopteri, Syngnathiformes, Syngnathidae.